AUGUAAGGUGAAUAUAGAUUCUAUAAUCCUAAAUAUCUUGAAAAGACAGCUUUACUAACUGAAUUUAUAACUUCUUUCAAGUAAAUUUCUAAGGACAAUUCUUAACAAACUCAUGGAGAUCUUAAAUAUAUGAAUUUACUCUAAAGAGUAGCUAACAAUUAAGAUAGUCGUGUAGAUAUUUUAAUGGAAGAUUUAGAAGAAUACUUUAAAUCUGAAAAGGAUAGACCUUUAAUUGAUGCAAUUUAAAGAAACACAUCUCGUUUCGUUGAUAUCCUUUCUAAGGUUUGUGACACUGUUAUGCCAGCUCGUAAUGUUCCUAUGACUUCUGAUGAAGAAAUGGAAAACAUGCAACAAAUUUUAAACGAUUAAAGAAUGAGUAAUAUGGAAGGUGAUUAAAAUAAGGAUGAUAAUGUCAAAAAUAGAUUGAAUCCUCUUUUAAACAGAAAGUUUUAAUUAUUUAUAAUAAGAGGCCCUGAUAGCAAACAAAAGAUCACUCCUAUUAGAAACUUAAAGUCAGAGGAUAUUGGUGGAUUGGUAACAAUAAAAGCAAUAGUUAUUAGAACCAGUGACGUCAAGCCUAUGAUGCAAGUAGCAUGUUAUAUUUGUGAUACUUGUGGUUGUGAAUUAUAUCAAACAGUCUCAUCCAAGACCUUCACUCCUUUACAAGAAUGUAUUUCAAAUACCUGUAAGACCAAUCGUACAAAAGGCAAAGUAGUUAUCAGUCCUUCUUCCAGUGUUUUCUAAGCUUAUUAAGAAAUCAGAGUUCAAGAAACUUCUGAUCAAAUUCCUUAAGGCAAUAUCCCUAGAAGAUUUUUAAUUCUUGCUAAAGGCGCAAAUGUCAAUUAAUGUUCUCCUGGUGAUUUAGUCACUGUUUAGGGUGUUUUCCUCCCUUCUGAGCAUGAUGAUUACCUUUCAAGAAGCAACUUGAUCAUGGAAACUUUUAUUGAAUCCUAUAAAAUUUAAAAAGAAAAGAAGAGCUAUUCAGACAUGCAAAUUGAAGAAGAUAUUUAGAUUAAGAUUUAAGAAAUGAGAGAAGAAAUGACUGAUGAGUAAAUUUAUGAACUACUUGCUAGAUCUAUCGCACCUGAAAUCUAUGGUCUUGAAGAUGUCAAGAAAGCUCUCCUUUUACUCAUGGUUGGUGGUACCUCUUUGGAAACAAAGGACGGCAUGAGAAUCAGAGGUGACAUUAACAUGGCUAUGAUUGGUGAUCCUGGUGUUGCUAAGAGUUAAUUGUUAAAACACAUUGCUAGAGUCUCUCCUAGAGGUAUUUACACUACAGGUAAAGGUUCCAGUGGUGUCGGUCUAACUGCUUCUUUGAUUAAAGAUCCCAUUACUCACGAAAUGUCAUUAGAAGCUGGUGCCCUCGUCCUUGCUGAUAUGGGUGUCUGUUGUAUUGAUGAAUUCGAUAAGAUGAAUGAAAAUGAUAGAACUUCCAUCCAUGAAGUUAUGGAAUAACAAACCGUCUCUAUUGCUAAGGCAGGUAUGGCUACUUCUCUCAACGCCAGAACUUCCAUCCUUGCUGCUGCCAAUCCUUUAUAUGGAAGAUAUAACAAAAAGGUUUCUCCCCAUAAAAACAUCAACCUACCUUAUGCUCUUCUUUCAAGAUUUGAUUUGGUUUUCAUCUUACUUGAUACUGCUUCUGAAGAAAACGAUAGCAGAUUAGCUAAGCACAUUCUAUAAGUACAUAAAACAUUAUAACCUCCUAAAUCAACUGAAGAAACAGUUGACGCAGCUGUGAUUAAAGCUUACAUCAGCUAAGCUAAGUAGUUUUAACCUACUAUCAAUAAAGAACUCCAUGAUUUCUUAACUUCAAGAUAUUUAGAAAAAAGAAAAGCACAAAAUGAUAAAAGCAAAGAUGGUUACAAUUAUACUACUCCAAGAACUUUACUUGGUAUAUUGCGUCUUGCUUAAAGUUUGGCUAAAUUGAGAUUCUCAGAAACUGUCUCAUAAAAAGAUGUAGAUGAAGCCUUGAGAUUAAUAGAAGAAUCUCAAAAAUCUGUAUAAGAAGGCUAAGAUGAUGGCAGUACUUAACAAAAAAUUUAAAAAGACUUCAAAUCUGAAAUCUAUUAAAUUAUCUCUAAACUGUGUCUUAAAUAAAAAGAUUUUAUUAUUUCAGAAUCUGAAGCUCUUAAAUAAGUUUUAGCUAAAGGUUAUACAAACACCUAAUUUGAAAAAACUUUAGAUUACUACAAUUAAAUUGAUCUUUUAAUGGUUAACCAAGAAACUAAAAAAAUUACCUACAUAGUUACCAAGGAAUGA
This is a messenger RNA of Tetrahymena thermophila SB210, 2259 nucleotides long. Its product is annotated as DNA replication licensing factor MCM4. Gene Ontology annotation, cellular component: nucleus; MCM complex. Gene Ontology annotation, molecular function: ATP binding; single-stranded DNA binding; single-stranded DNA helicase activity. Lineage: Eukaryota; Ciliophora; Oligohymenophorea; Hymenostomatida; Tetrahymenidae. The record is from RefSeq and is a predicted model, not a curated record. The transcript has 8 exons. Gene Ontology annotation, biological process: DNA replication; double-strand break repair via break-induced replication; DNA replication initiation.